Molecule: messenger RNA, 1089 nt
Organism: Fusarium oxysporum Fo47
Lineage: Eukaryota; Fungi; Ascomycota; Sordariomycetes; Hypocreales; Nectriaceae
Exons: 2
Coding region: 1-1089 (362 amino acids)
Source: RefSeq, a predicted model, not a curated record
AUGGCUUCUAUCGCUCUUUACCUUAUUCAUUGGGCUAUCAGUGUUGCUGCCACAGCUCAUCCUAGCCACCAGCCAUGGCUUGCCCCCCCUUCCAGCAAAUCACCUGUGGAAUACGACUACUUCCAUUCUGCCCCGGUUGUUGAUGUUCGCGAGACUCAGCUCCUCCGCGUGCACGAUGUAGACUACCUCAACUCCCACUGGGUCGCCCAUUGGAUUACCACCAAGUCAAACCUCGACCUCGUCUUGGUCUCGUUUGUAAGCUUGCGUGCCAAGGAGGAUGAUCCUGAGGGGUCCAACCACUACGGGGGCUCAAUUUAUGAGUUCGAGUCUGGCUUUUUCUCGAAAUACGUCGCACUUGGAGAAACCGCAUCAUUCGACCCCAAUGUUCUGAAUAUCCAGUUUAAGGACCAGUACCAAUGGUUUUCAAACUCGCCGGAUAGCUUCUCUUCCAUUACAACAAUUGGAAACUGGGAUAACCACGGAUGGAAUAUUACCUUCGAGCCCCGCGGACCAAAUCUAUACGACGGAGGUAGCGCCGCGUUCUUCUGGGGGUCGGAUUACAAUCGCGAGUGGGCUGCGCCGAAUGCAUUCACAACUGGAACAGUGACCAUCAACGGCUCUAGACACGAGAUCGACCCUACUCGCUCCACGGCGUGGUAUGAUCGUCAGUGGGGUGUAGGACUUGCCAUAAACGGCUGGUAUUGGUUUCCUUUACAGCUGGUCGAUGGCACACGCAUCUGUGUUUGGGCGCUUAACCCUGUUGGGAAUUAUCACAAAUCAUUUGGGACAGUGCUAAAACCUGACGGAAGUCAUGAAGUUGUGACAAUGCUUCCAGACAUCCAUCCUGAGAACUCGUGGGUCUCUAAGGAGACUAAUAUUACAUACUACGCCUCAUUUACACUUUCCUUUCCUGAGAAAGGUACCCUGCGAAUUGUUAUACCCCAGGGAAAGGAAAGGCAAUAUGGCGAGUUUGGCGCUCAGGAUAAAAGUGCAACAGUCUACGAGGCUUAUGCCGAAGUUAAUGGAGUAUGGGAAGGCAAGAGCGUUCGCGGCUGGGGCCUCUCGGAGCAGAAGCCAUUCUAUGCCUGA